AUGUCCCAGCCAAACCUCCUCCGCCCGCCCCCACACCACCGCCCUGCAACACAAUCACACUCACAACCUUCGUCCGGAUCCUCCACACCCAAACCCGCCUUACCACCCAUAACAGCCAGCUCCAGCGCAACAAUCGCAGAAUCUGCUCUCUUCCAGGGCACAUACCCGGUCACAAUCGGCCGCGGCACAAUCAUCCACCCGCGCGCGCGAAUCUACAGCUUUGCUGGGCCAGUCGUUAUCGGGAAUGAGUGUAUUAUUAGUGAGAAGUGUGUUAUUGGGACUAUUCCGGGGAUGGGGACGGUUGUUUCGACGAUGACGACGGGGGAUAGGAAUAAAGAGAACCAACGAGUGGGGCAGACAGGAGGAGGAGGAGGAGGAGGAGAAGACGGCGCGAUCCAGAUCUCAUCGAGCGUUACGAUCGGACCCAUGGCGAGCAUUGCGGCGGGUGUGACGAUUCAUUCGGGGGUUGUUGUUGAGACGGCGGCGGUUCUCAAUGCCGGUGUGGAUAUUGGUGCGCAUUCGAAGAUCUGUGCGCGGGCUGAGGUCUCGGCUGGGGCGAGGAUCCGCGAGUGGACUGUUGUUUGGGGUGCUGGGAAGGGGGUUGGCCUGCGCAGGAGGGUGAGGGUCCAAGGAGCGAAAGUGAAUCCGAUUGUGCAGAGCCUGAAUGGUGACAAUGCGGCUACUGGUGGUGGUAGUGGUGAUAAGGGUGAGGGAGGGGGGCUUUUGGAGGGAAGGAUUAUUGAGGAUGCGAGGCUGUUGGGGAUGAGAAGGGAGAGGGAGGCGCUGGCGAGGUUCAUCGCGGGAUCUAAGGGGAGGAGGUGA
This is a messenger RNA of Aspergillus calidoustus, 822 nucleotides long. The record is from the annotation of a GenBank genome assembly. Lineage: Eukaryota; Fungi; Ascomycota; Eurotiomycetes; Eurotiales; Aspergillaceae.